Molecule: messenger RNA, 741 nt
Organism: Babesia ovata
Lineage: Eukaryota; Apicomplexa; Aconoidasida; Piroplasmida; Babesiidae
Product: phosphoadenosine phosphosulfate reductase family domain containing protein
Exons: 4
Coding region: 1-741 (246 amino acids)
Biological process (GO): FAD biosynthetic process
Molecular function (GO): FMN adenylyltransferase activity
Source: RefSeq, a predicted model, not a curated record
AUGUCGAGAAGUUGGGACCAAUUAAAGGUGUUUGGGCAACUUCUUUCGGUUCCCCUGCAACGUCACAUUUUGGGUGACGAGGAAUCCGCAAAGCUGGCAGCGCUCGUAAACCGAGCACUUCAACUCUUAUUCCAGGCUUACAGAAACAUAGGACACGACAACGUAUACGUCUCUUUUAACGGUGGCAAGGAUUCUGUAGCGGUGCUACAUCUCCAUCGGCUUGCAUCCGCUUUCCAAUACUCCGGCGAAGCAGCUGGUCGGCCUCUCAACGUUGUUUUUUUCAAGGACCCCGCGGAACGUUUGUUUCCUGAGAUAACCGAAUUCGUGGAUCACAUUUCAAAAAAGUAUAAUUUCAAAUUAAGGGUGAUAGAGGACGUCUGGCAUAAAGGAAUCCCACAAAUUGCUACCGCAAAAAAGGCGGGCUUUGUUCUAGGUUGUCGAAGUACCGACUUCGAUGGCUCACAAUUAUCAGAAAUAGAGGAGGGGUUCACAGGCGGCGUAGAAUUUGUGCGCAUACAUCCCUUGUCACACUGGAGUUACGGUGACGUUUGGAAUUUUUUGAGACUCUUUUCGUUCGACUAUUGCUCGCUGUACGACAUCGGGUACACGUCAGUCGGCAGCGUCGACGAUACAAUCGCAAACCCUCACCUGAGGAACCCGGACGGCACGUACGCCCCGGCCUACAAACUACAGAACUGGUCUUUGGAGCGAUCUGGCCGUACCAAAGCUCCGCGCAAUUAG